Colletotrichum scovillei is the source of this 567-nucleotide messenger RNA. RefSeq names its product GTP cyclohydrolase II. Gene Ontology annotation, biological process: riboflavin biosynthetic process. Gene Ontology annotation, molecular function: GTP cyclohydrolase II activity. The coding region runs from base 1 to 567 and encodes 188 amino acids. The record is from RefSeq and is a predicted model, not a curated record. The transcript is spliced from 2 exons. NCBI's taxonomy places the organism in Eukaryota, Fungi, Ascomycota, Sordariomycetes, Glomerellales, Glomerellaceae.
AUGCCGGGCGGCGUGGCGACCCCCGUCGGCGAGGAGCCGCCUGCGCAGCGCGGGCCUGCGCUGGUGAGGAUUCACUCUGAGUGUUACACGGGUGAGACGGCGUGGUCUGCGCGGUGCGACUGCGGCGAGCAGCUCGACGAGGCGGCAAGGCUGAUGAGUUUGCCGGGCAACACGAAUGGUGGUAUCAUUAUUUACCUGCGCCAGGAAGGGCGCGGUAUUGGUCUCGGUGAGAAGUUGAAGGCGUAUAACCUCCAGGACCUCGGCUCGGAUACCGUCGAGGCGAACUUGCUGCUGCGUCACCCUGCGGAUGCGCGGAGUUACGGGUUGGCGACGGCGAUGCUGCAGGAUCUUGGGCAGAGCGAGGUGCGCCUACUGACGAAUAACCCGGAUAAGAUUCGGGCGGUGGAGGGCCCCAAUCGCGAGGUGAGGGUUACGGAGCGCGUUGCGAUGGUGCCGCUCUCGUGGAAGGGCCGGGGUGGGUUCCGGAGCAAUGAGGUUGAGGGGUACUUGAAGACGAAGAUUGAAAAGAUGGGACAUAUGCUUGACAUGGGUGGCAUGCCCCAUUGA